Messenger RNA from Cydia pomonella (codling moth), 2762 nucleotides. It is a transcript of the gene CtBP, whose product is annotated as C-terminal-binding protein. The record is from RefSeq and is a predicted model, not a curated record. NCBI's taxonomy places the organism in Eukaryota, Metazoa, Arthropoda, Insecta, Lepidoptera, Tortricidae. The coding region runs from base 582 to 1934 and encodes 450 amino acids. Gene Ontology annotation, molecular function: transcription corepressor activity; NAD binding; oxidoreductase activity, acting on the CH-OH group of donors, NAD or NADP as acceptor. The transcript has 14 exons.
GACGCGCGUCACUUUCGUUACGCAAAUCCGCCAUUUUGUACGUCGCUGGCGGUGGUUGAGGGUUUAUUUUCUCUGUUAAGUGUUUAUUGCUACGAAAAACUGUAAAACUUUGUUAAAUAUUAUUUUGCAUAGACACCACCGACAUAACAAACUAUACUGUGUAAUAUAAUUACAUAUAUUGUAAGUGCUAUCGUGAUUUGUGUGUGCCCUAUAAUUGGAGCGCGUGGCUGGUGACUCUUUGUUGUUGGAUUCGGCGUAUUUACGAUCACGGAUUUAACAGAUUGGACUUAAACAGUGUCUGUGCUCAGUGGUUGUGUUGCGGACGUGUACGCCGCAUGCUCUAGUGCAGUGAGUGUAGUGUUGUGUGAGUGCAUCGGUGUCGGCGUUCGGGACGUGGCGCCGACGCUGGCGGCGGGUCAAUGCCGGUGCGCCGAUGGAGCGGUGAUCACGGACUGACUACGCUACAAGAGCAGCGCUGGUAAACUAUGCGCCGUAAGAUCGACAGAGCGGCUUGCCAACGCCCCUAAUGACUUUAUAGUGACGCGCUGCGGAGUGUGGUCAAAGCGGCUCUGCCGCUUUAAAUGGACAAACGGAAGAUGCUGCCAAAGAGAGCGCGUAUGGAUAGCAUGCGGGGGCCCAUUGCCAACGGACCCCUGCAGUCGAGGCCGCUGGUGGCGUUGUUGGACGGACGGGACUGCACCGUCGAGAUGCCGAUACUGAAGGACGUAGCGACGGUCGCGUUUUGCGACGCGCAGUCCACCUCCGAGAUACACGAGAAGGUGCUGAACGAGGCGGUGGGUGCACUCAUGUGGCACACCAUCAUCCUCACCAAGGAAGACCUGGAGAAGUUCAAGGCGCUGCGCAUCAUCGUGCGCAUCGGCUCCGGCGUCGACAACAUUGAUGUCAAGGCGGCGGGGGAACUAGGAAUAGCAGUAUGUAAUGUGCCCGGCUACGGCGUGGAGGAGGUGGCCGACACGACGAUGUGUCUCAUACUUAAUUUAUACCGGCGGACCUUCUGGCUCGCCAUCAUGGUGCGGGAUGGAAAGAAAUUCACAGGUCCGGAGCAAGUCCGCGAAGCGGCGGCGGGCUGCGCGCGCAUCCGCGGCGACACGCUCGGCAUCGUGGGGCUCGGCCGCAUCGGCUCCGCCGUGGCGCUGCGGGCCAAGGCCUUCGGCUUCAACGUCAUCUUCUACGACCCCUACCUGCCCGACGGCAUCGAGAAGUCGCUCGGCCUCACCAGGGUCUACACGCUGCAGGACCUCCUAUUCCAGAGUGACUGUGUGUCACUUCACUGCAGCUUAAAUGAACACAACCAUCACCUUAUCAACGAGUUCACUAUCAAACAAAUGCGUCCAGGGGCGUUCCUGGUGAACACGGCGCGCGGCGGGCUGGUGGACGACGAGGGGCUGGCGGCCGCGCUGAAGCAGGGCCGCAUCCGCGCCGCCGCGCUCGACGUGCACGAGAACGAGCCCUUCAACGUGUUCCAGGGCCCGCUCAAGGACGCGCCCAACGUGCUCUGCACGCCCCACGCCGCCUUCUACUCCGACGCCAGCGCGCAGGAGCUCCGCGAGAUGGCGGCGUCGGAGAUCCGGCGCGCGAUCGUGGGCCGCAUCCCGGACUGCCUGCGCAACUGCGUCAACAAGGACUACUUCCUGCCCGGCGCGCCGCCCGCGCUGCCCCCGCCCGCGCCGCCGCUGCCGCAGCCGCAGCCGCAGCCGCCGCCCAGCACCUACAGCGAAGGUAUGAACGGCGGGUACUACGGGUCGGGCGGCGCGCAGGCGGCGCACUCCACGACGGCCGUGCACGACGCGCCCGCGCUGCCGCCGCAGCCCGCGCCGCCGCCGCAGCCCAGCCAGCCGCCCAUCAGCCUGCCAAUGAACACGUCGGACCCGGCGAACCACGCGCUGAACAAGGAGAGCUCGGACGUGCACUAGUUGCCACUGCACGCCGCGCCGCGCACGGACAUACAAACAAUAGUACCGCGCCGCCGUCUGCGCGCCGGACUAACCUACUACCCGCUAAAGUGAAGUGAAUGUUGCGUGAUUUAAGGUUUACUUUUUAUAUAUUUGGAACUUCCUUUAGUAUAAUUCGGCUAAACAAAUGUAGCUUAAUAAAGUGAUAAAAUCGUUUACGCAAUAAAUACCGACGGACGAAAGUACACUAUGAUUUGUUGUGUGUGAUCGUACUAUCCGAGUACACGAGUUAGUCUAUUCGAUGUGAAUUAAGAGAUUUAUAUUUCUAAUUUUAAGGGGAAUCUGUAUGAGAAACGUAUGUGUGCCUGCGGGCGGUUUGUUAGUGGCGUGUCUCGGUGCGAUCGUCCGUCGCGGUCGCGACAGUCGCACGGCAGUCGCAGACGGCAGUCGCACGCGGCUAGUCGCAGCAUUUCACCGCAUUUGACCCGACACGACCCGGUCCGACUCGCAUGCAUUCGAACUGUUAUUUUUAAGUAUCGACAGAUGGACUGUAGAAUUCUAUCAUCACACUUUGUAAACAGGAGGUCUUCAUUUUUUUUUAUUUUGAAAUGUACAAAAUCAUGCUUUCAUUUGAUAUUUUUUUCUAAAUAGCGUUUAAGUGAACAGUUUGUACAUGAGAGCACGUUAAACAUAGACCGUUGGCGGCGCCCGCCUCGGGCCGCCGUUUGACCGAACAUUGGUAUUUAAAAUUAGUAUUUACUUACAUUUUAGUUUAAUGACAAAAACAAUGUGUAUAUUUUAUGAGAAAGUGAAAAGUUCUUAAAUAAAACUAUUGUUUUCGGAUUAAUA